AUGUUGAAUGCCGUCCUAGGACUGCUGAUGCUCAUAGCAGUGACUGAAUUUCUCAUUGGUCUAGUUGGAAAUGGAAUCCUUGUGGUGUGGAGUUUUGGAGUAUGGAUCAGAAAGUUUAAGGAGUCUUCAUACAACUUCAUUGUCUUGGGCCUGGCUGGCUGCCGGUUUCUCUUGCAGUGGCUGAUCAUGUUGGACUUAAGUCUGUUUCCAUUUUUCCAGAGCAACCGUUGGCUUCUCUAUCUCAAUAUCUCUUGGGUUCUGGUCAGCCAGGCAAGUCUGUGGUUUGCCACCUUCCUCAGUGUCUUUUAUUGCAACAAGAUCACGACCUUUGAACAUCCUGCCUAUUUGUGGCUGAAGCAGAGGGUCUAUAGUCUGAGUCUCUGGUGCCUUCUGGGAUAUGUUAUUGUCAAUUUGUCACUUGCAUUCAACAUUGGCUUAAAUCCCAGUAAUCUUUCCAAAGGAAAUAACAGCAUUCUCUAUUCCUUUUCUGACAGGCAUUACUUUCAUAUUUUAAAGUUUAAUUCAGGAAGCUGGCUGCCUUGCAUAGUGUUUCUUGUUUCCUCUGGGAUGCUGAUUAUCUCUCUGUAUGGACACCACAGGAAGAUGAAGGGCCAUACAGCUGGUAGGAGGGAUGCUCGGGCCAAGGCUCACAUCACUGCCCUGAAGUCCUUGAGCUGCUUCCUUAUACUUUACAUGGUUUAUGUCAUAGCUAGCCCCUUCUCCAUCACCUCUAAGUCUGCUCCUGCUGAUCUCCCCAGGGUUUUUAUCUCUGAGACACUCAUGGCUGCCUAUCCUUCUCUUCAUUCUGUUAUGUUGGUCAUGGGGAUUCCUAAGGUGAAGCAGACUUGUCAGAGAAUCUCCUGGAAAACCGUGUGUGCUUGGAGAUCCCAGAGUCCCUGA
Molecule: messenger RNA, 900 nt
Organism: Tupaia belangeri chinensis (Chinese tree shrew)
Lineage: Eukaryota; Metazoa; Chordata; Mammalia; Scandentia; Tupaiidae
Gene: TAS2R5
Product: taste 2 receptor member 5
Exons: 1
Coding region: 1-900 (299 amino acids)
Biological process (GO): G protein-coupled receptor signaling pathway; detection of chemical stimulus involved in sensory perception of bitter taste; sensory perception of taste
Cellular component (GO): membrane
Molecular function (GO): G protein-coupled receptor activity; bitter taste receptor activity
Source: RefSeq, a predicted model, not a curated record